AUACGUAGGAUGUGAUUAUUGUCAAAUCCGGGACAAGAACUGAAAUAAAAAGGCAUGCGGCUGGAUACGGUAUGCAGGGCUGACUUCGUGCUGAAACUUUUGAUUUUAGAGCAAUCUAACACGACUUCCACUUUUUGCAAAUAUUUCUGUGACAGAUAAAGCCAAAAAAAAAGUGAUUUUAGUAAAAAUGUUUUCUUUCUUUGGUCUUGUCGAAAGUGACUAUAUUAUAGAAAUAAAAACUGGAGACACUGUUGGGGCUGGCACUAACGCCAAUGUAUGGAUCGUCCUCUACGAUGAGACUGGGAAAUCCACUUCCGCCAUCAAGUUGGACCAGACGCUAAAAAACAAUUUCGAACGUGGCUCCAAUGACGUUUUCCAAAUUAGCAAGUCUCAAACCAGCGACUUGAAGAAGGAUGGACAGAUUGCCAGAGUCGAGUUUUGGAGGGAUGACCACGGCUCUAGCAGCGACUGGUACGUGGACAAAAUAGAAGUCCAAAACAAAGCAACCAAAAGUCUCUUUGUUUUCCCGGUGUACCGCUGGGUCAAGGCCAACUACCAUUACAAGAUCAAACACUUGGAUACGUCCCUCCCCCAGCAGGAGCACGAGGAUUUGAAAGAACCGCGAAAAUACUUUCUCGAAGAGAAAAAGAAAAACUAUGUUCUGGAUCAGAAGUUUCCCAAAGAGUUUCCAAACUGUCCUAUUCAGGUGAAAGAGUUGCCUCUUGAUGAACAGUUUUCCUUCAAUGACAAAUUUAGCUUGGCAGCUUUGACACUUGGUCUUAAAGUCUCCAGCAAAAUUGUCAAUUUCACAUCUGGUGACUGGAAGAGCAUUGGAGACAUAGCCACAAUCUAUGCUCCCCCAGCGUUCCCUAAACCUGAGAGGGCUUCAUUUUGGACUGACGAUCUUUCGUUUGCAAGGCAGAGACUGGCUAGCGUGAAUCAUUCCGUCAUAAGAUUAGUGACACAUAUUCCCGACAAAUUGCCAGUGACUGAUGAUCUAGUACAACCCCUGCUAGGCGGACUGACAUUAAAAGAAGCCAUACAUCAAAAGAGGCUGUUUAUUUGUGAUUUACAGAUUCUAGAAGAUUUACCAGUUAAACAGGGUCGAGUGCUAUGUUCACCAAUAGCUCUCUUUUUUGAGGACAUGUCAGGGCAACUUAGACCUAUUGCAAUUCAACUUUUUCAGAAACCAGGGAAAGAAAAUCCAAUUUUCACUCCUUUAUGUCCCUCUUUAACAUGGGCAUUGGUCAAGAUGUGGUACAACAAUGCAGAUAGUGCUCACCAUCAAGCCUUAACACAUCUAGGUUUCACCCAUUUACUAAUUGAAUCAUUUUCCUUGGCAACUCAACGCCAUCUGUCACAUUCUCAUCCAGUUUAUAAAAUCCUAGCACCACACUUUCUAAAUUUGGUUGCUAUCAACAACCUUGCUGUGUCUGAACUAGUCAGUGAUGGUGGCUGGGUCGACAAAACUAUGAACUAUGGCAACAAAGGAAUGUAUGCUCUGGUAGUUAAAGGAUACAAAGACUGGAGACUGGAUAUUGAUGGAACUCUACCUGAAGAGCUGAAGAGAAGGGGACUUGAUGACUUCAAUGUUUUGCCAGGAUACCACUUCAGAGAUGAUGCCAUUCUGCUAUAUAAUGCUAUUAACAAAUAUGUCCAUGACUACCUGAAGCUGUAUUACACUACACCUGAAUUGAUCAAUACUGAUCAUGAACUUCAAAACUGGGCUCAAGAAUUGGUAAAAGAAAGAAAUUUUGCACAAGGUGGAAUGGGAAUAAAGGGAAUUCCUGGCAAUGGAACUAUCAGUUAUGUGGAACAACUGCAACAGAUUGUGACAAGUAUUAUCUUCAUCUCUAGUGUUGCACAUGCUGCUACCAAUUUCCCACAGUAUGAAGAAUAUGCUUUUCCUCCAAACUAUCCUGCAACUCUGUUAGGAAAGCCACCAACAGAUGCUAAAGCAGUUAUCUCUGAGGAAGACAUUCUGAAAUCUCUGCCCAACAAAGAGAUGACACUUGAGAUUAUGACUAUGACUAAAAUAUUGAGCACUAAAGGAACAAAGAGUCUUGGUGACUUUGAAGUCCAGUAUAUUGUUGAUCCUAAGGCACUCGCUGUAGUGGAGGGAUUCAAAAAGGAUGUUGCAGACAUCAGUCAGACCAUCAAAGCAAGAAAUAAAGAAAGAGUCCCUAAAUAUAAAUAUUUGGAUCCAGAAUUCAUUCCUAAUAGCAUCAGCAUCUAAGGCAGAUAAGUUGAUGGUAACAUUUUGAAUAAAUAACUUGUAAAAGUGUUACAGUUUUUUUUCUUUUGUGGGCAUGACAGUUUAAUGCCUUUUUUUGAUGAAUGUAUAGCUUAUGCCUUAUAGGAUUUCAAUUUUUUUAAAAUUCAUAUUCAAAUAGAUAUGAUUUUUAUUUUCAAAAUUUUGUUGGCUCUGAUUUACUUACUUUUGUUAUGAUUAAAUAUGAUGUCUACUCAUGCCUGAUGCUCUACCAGAUCUCAUGCAACCUCAUUCAUGAGUAUCAUGUAAUAGAUUGCAUCUAUGUUCAUAGACAUUUACAAAAUGUAUGUAUGAGUAAUAAAUGAUAAAUUGUGCAUGAGUUGUGCUGCUAUUGCUACCUGCCUAAGUGAAUGACAUCAAUAGUCUGACUUACAAAAACAAGUAAUAAAGUUUAAACCAAAAAAAAAAACCUAUUUUUUUUAAAGAACUAUUUCUCCUUUGAACAAAUUAUAGAGCAAUUAUUUUGCUCUUAAUAACUAAUGAAUGUUAGGUUUAACAAACCCCAAAUACUCCAGAUUAUGCCCAUGCAUAAAUCUACUCGAGUAUAGAAGAUUCUGAAUUGAUGAUAUAAAUCCAGACCUAACAUUAAAAGACAGUAGGCUAGACUCGAAUAUUGGAUCUAUAGUUAGAGAUAAAAUAUUUAUAUUGUGAAUUGAAAAUUUGUACAAGUAUAUUUUGUACAAAUAUACACAUGUAUAUAUAGUCACAAAUUAAUUCUAGCAGUUCAGCCAUGAUGAUUUUUACACAAGACAGUGUGCAAAAUGUUUCUGAAC
Biomphalaria glabrata is the source of this 3045-nucleotide messenger RNA. Its product is annotated as allene oxide synthase-lipoxygenase protein-like. Bases 188 to 2236 code for a protein of 682 amino acids. Gene Ontology annotation, molecular function: protein binding; oxidoreductase activity, acting on single donors with incorporation of molecular oxygen, incorporation of two atoms of oxygen; metal ion binding. The transcript has 15 exons. Lineage: Eukaryota; Metazoa; Mollusca; Gastropoda; Planorbidae. Gene Ontology annotation, biological process: lipid oxidation. The record is from RefSeq and is a predicted model, not a curated record.